GACUGGGCAUUAAUGUGCAUGAGCGGCCGUAUUUAUAGGUAUGAGACAGAACUAGUUUUUUGUCUCACUUCUUGAACACACUUUUACGGGUUCUUUUCCUCUUUCAUUAAUAUAAGUUCUAUGGGCUAUAGAAGCAUUGCUACAUCUUGCACUGUAUAGGUUACGUGUGUUUCGUGAAUCUUGAUGACUGCGGCUUCUGACUUCUAAGAGCCUUUAAUUUUCCUCUUUAUGAAUUAAUUGAACGUAUUCGGGAUGAACGCGAAGGAAAAUUCCACGGCGUCGACGGCGAAGGGCACGAACGCGCCGAGUGCAUCAAACGCGAAACCCUACGGCAAGAUCGUGUUGACGUUGCAAAAUUGUCUCCUGCCUGAGGAGAAAUUCAACUCCACCCCGUCGCAUUUGGAUGGUCUUGAUGCGGAAACUGAAACGGACCUGCGGAUACUGGGAUGCGAACUUAUACAAACGGCUGGCAUCUUGCUCAAGUUACCGCAGGUUGCAAUGGCUACCGGGCAAGUAAUAUUCCAACGAUUUUAUUAUAGUAAAUCUUUAGUUAGGCACAACAUGGAAACAACUGCAAUGGGUUGCAUCUGCUUAGCCAGCAAAAUCGAGGAGGCACCUAGGCGCAUCAGGGAUGUGAUUAAUGUUUUUAAUCACAUAAAACAAGUGUCCAGUCAAAAAGCGAUACAACCUGUAAUUCUCGAUCAGAAUUAUGUAGCUCAAAAAAAUCAGGUGAUCAAAUCAGAGAGAAGAGUGUUGAAAGAACUGGGUUUUUGCGUUCAUGUAAAACACCCACACAAGAUCAUAGUCAUGUAUCUGCAAGUAUUGGGAUAUGAGAAGAAUCGCACACUGAUGCAACAAAGCUGGAACUACAUGAACGAUUCAUUGCGCUCGGACGUGUUCUUGCGUUAUCAGCCAGAAACGGUGGCAUGUGCAUGCAUUUAUCUAGCUGCUCGCCAAUUGCAGCUACCUCUACCCACGUCGCCCGCUUGGUUCUCCUUGUUCAGAGUCAGUGAAUCGGCAAUCAGAGACGUGUGUCGGCGUAUACUGCGUCUUUAUACGCGACCGCGCGUGAGAUCUGAACAGCUGGAGAAACGUGUCGAGGAAUUACGACGUCAAUACGAAGAGGCCAGAACCAAGGCGCGUGGCGGAGAUGUUGACGGGCACACUCCGAGUCCACCAUUGCCGAAACAUCACAAUGCAUGGGGUGGCUUUAUCAGUCGCAGUGGUACACAUGCAGCUCCUGAAAGAACAAAGUCACCUAGACGCUCAAAAUCUCCAAGCACUUCCCCAUCACGAGGUGAAGAAACAAAAUAUUCUUCUGGUAAGCGGAAAAGACAUAGCAGAAGUAGAUCCCGAAGUCAUAGUCACAGUAGAUCCAGUAAACCCAAAAAGACACAGCGAAGACGAUCAGGUAGCCAUAAGUCGUCACGAAGAUCGCGUAGUUACAGAUCACGAAGUCGAUCUCGGGAUAGAGACUUGGAGAAAUCGAGCAAACACCGUAGUAAACGUAGUAGACGGCUACAUUAAAUACUGAUAUGUCUAGCCAGAAAUGUGAUUUUAUUCUGCGAGAUAUCGUGAAUAAAAUCAUUAUAAUCAAUUUGCAACAUAAAGCAAGACUUUACAGGUCUACUGCAAUUCUUUAGUUUUUUUUUCUAAAUUAAUACUCAGGUUUUCGAGAUUAUCUUAACGAGUUUCACACAAUUGCUAUCAAUAGUAUAUCAUUACAUUCUCACAAUCUUGGUUUGUAUUUUCAUGGUUUACAUAUUUAAUUUAUAUUAAAAAUUAUGAGGCAGAUAAAAAUAUGUGUAAUUUUUAAAAAAAUAUUAAAUUAAACAUAUAAAGCAUUUUCUAUAUUUUGAGUUUAUAGAAAUUUGUCUGAAAAAGAAUGAAAAUAUACCUGAUUCUAAAUGUGUAACAAUAUACUUUUGUAAAUGUUUAUAAUACCUGACGGAUUUAUAAAAAACUGUUUAAUGGAAGCGAAUAUAUAUCUAUAAUCAGCAUUUAUGCAAGCAACAGUGUGUCUGCAAUUACACUUUUAAAAUUACAUUUCCAUUAUCUUAAUUACCUAUCAUUAUUUAAGUUUAAAUUUUAAUAAUCAGAUAUAUACGUUCUUAAAAGAAUAUUAAUUUAAUAUUGCAAUUACGUUUCGUAAAGCCGCCAUACCUCGAAUAACUAGUAACAUGGUAUAAUAUUUUAAAGGAAAAGUAUGUAUGGAAAUAAAAAUAUUAAAGAAAGGUGUGUAUCAAAAGUAUGCAACAAUAAAAAAA
This is a messenger RNA of Monomorium pharaonis (pharaoh ant), 2267 nucleotides long. RefSeq names its product cyclin-L1. The record is from RefSeq and is a predicted model, not a curated record. Lineage: Eukaryota; Metazoa; Arthropoda; Insecta; Hymenoptera; Formicidae. Gene Ontology annotation, biological process: regulation of transcription by RNA polymerase II. Gene Ontology annotation, molecular function: cyclin-dependent protein serine/threonine kinase regulator activity. Gene Ontology annotation, cellular component: nucleus. The coding region runs from base 253 to 1527 and encodes 424 amino acids. The transcript has 4 exons.